This is a messenger RNA of Penicillium paradoxum, 1128 nucleotides long. RefSeq lists its product as uncharacterized. The record is from RefSeq and is a predicted model, not a curated record. The transcript is spliced from 3 exons. Bases 1 to 1128 code for a protein of 375 amino acids. Lineage: Eukaryota; Fungi; Ascomycota; Eurotiomycetes; Eurotiales; Aspergillaceae.
AUGGUCGGCUGUGCACCUUCCUGGGUUUGGCGCUAUAAGCAGAAGGCGCUCUGCCUUCAGGAUAUAGACCGGGAACUCCGUCACAUGGAGCCCGGUUUUAUAUCCAACGAGUACUGCGACAUUGAUAUCCACCCGAUGGAUUUCUGGACUGGGGACACCGAUCCUUCCUUCAUCCAAUACUUCAUCCCCGACAUCGACACCGAAGUCCAAAUCGACAACACCGCCCUCAACCCCGAAGACCCCUUGGAUGACCCCUUCACGUGGGCACGGGAAACGAAGGAAAACAAAGACACCUUCGGCUCCCAAGAAAUGCACCACAGUCUCCAUGCGGCGUUUUCCAAGUACAUCCGCAAAUCCCCCAACGGCCACAGGCCGCCUGUCUUCUGGGACCCUGUCUCCAUGAGAGAAGAAGCCUCUCUCUUCAACAGCAACGACCGUCACGGCUUCACCAUUGAAAGUGCAGCCACGUGCGCCGACAGCAAGGCAGCACAUCAGCUCGUCGUGAUGAAAAGCGACCGUUGCUACCACAAGUUUCUCCCCGCAAUUGGAGAACUCGUGGUUCUUCUUCGAUGGAUGCUUGAUGCAAUCAAUAAGCACAAGCGCUACCUGGGCAGGAAGCAGCGACAUAAGUCCCCCCAACAUGACUUCCCAACAAUGGUCAUUUCCUUCCUCCCUGAUGCUCGGGUCCGGAUCUUGCAAGGGUAUUUUGACGAUGGCCAACUCAAAGUAGCCUAUACCCAAGCACUGGACUUCGACACGGAGGACUACGCCGACAAGAUGGACACCCUCCUCCAAUGGGCAUGGCCUAUCGUGGAUGGCGACACCACUAAGCCCAUCCCUCUGCCAGCCAUUGAGGACGAUGAGGAGGAUGAAUGGGAUGAAUGGGAAAAGUGGGAACUGCGAUACCGGGAGGAAAGCGAGGACGAGGAUUCGAGUGAUCUGGGAAGCGAAGCCGACGACUGCAGCACUGAGGAGGAAGAUUCCCCCAGUGACUGGGAGUCGGACUACGAUGAGGAGGAUGAGAGUGACGAGGAGGAAAACACUCCCAUCGCCAUCUGGAGCGAUGAGGAGACAUUCAUGAUGUCUGAGGACAUCAAACAAAAAAACGAGAAAAACUGGAGAAAUUGA